Molecule: messenger RNA, 445 nt
Organism: Glossina fuscipes
Lineage: Eukaryota; Metazoa; Arthropoda; Insecta; Diptera; Glossinidae
Gene: EMC6
Product: ER membrane protein complex subunit 6
Exons: 2
Coding region: 97-429 (110 amino acids)
Biological process (GO): protein folding in endoplasmic reticulum; autophagosome assembly
Cellular component (GO): EMC complex; endoplasmic reticulum; membrane
Source: RefSeq, a predicted model, not a curated record
UCGUAUAUGAAAUAUUACUUUAAGAAACAUACCAAAAAGACAGUGCAAGAUUUGUAUUAAAUAUAUAACUUUUCUUUGAAUCCUGUGAAUAAUAAAAUGCAACGCACUAGAUCGGGCGCAACAGAUAUAAUAGCCUACAGCGAGAGUGCUAUUAGAAACAAUACUUCGGUUGUGGAAUAUUGUCGUACAUCAAUGGCAGCCAUCGCCGGCUCUGCUGCAGGUAUUCUAGGUCUUAGCGGGCUGAUGGGCUUCCUGUUCUAUUUCCUUUCGGUGCUAGUUUUGUGGCUUUUGGUUUUAAAAAAAUCGGGUACACAAUGGCGUAAAUAUUUCAUUAGCCGACAGAGUUUGCUGACUAAUAGUUUUAUGGGCGCCCUUUGCACCUAUGUACUAUUUUGGACUUUUUUAUAUGGAAUGGUACAUGUAUAUUAAAGAAACAUUUCAUUAA